UGCGCUGAAGUUACGCAGAAAACUACAGUAUGAAUCACAUUCAUAUACCUUAACGAUCUGUCGUCCAGUGGUUUACGGUGUUUUCCUGUAUCUUGCUUCACUUGUCUGUCAUUCCCGAGUAAACGGGCAGACUGAUCGCUGUCUACCGAUUUUGCUACCUUGCACUUAAUCAGAUUUAUUGCUGCUACUGUAUCUGAUUUACAAUGGAUAAAACACUAGCACUCCAUUCAGACAAUGCCGAAGACGUUGCUACCUCGUCUAGUUACCGUCAGUUUAAAAUUCAACACUUUCAUCUUGAUCUUCAAGUGGAUUUUGAGCAGAAAGUUAUAUCAGGCACUGAAAAGAUACAACUGAAAUGCACUCAGGAUGGUCAAAGUGAGUUGCGACUAGAUAUUCAUCCAACUUUGUCGCCACAAGAGAUCUCCUUUACUCGUGAUGAACAAAUCUGGACCACAACUGAAUUUCUCAUUCAGGAAUUCACAAGUUAUGGCACAACAUUGAUAAUACAAUUUUCCACACCUUUAAACUCUGAGGACAAACUUCAAGUUAAAAUCAAAUAUACAGCUUCUGACGGACCUGGGGUGUGUUGGCUGGAACCCGAGCAGACUGCAGGAAAAAUCAAGCCUUAUGUUUAUACACAAGGCCAGGCUGUGCUCAACCGUUCCUUCUUUCCUUGCUUUGAUACCCCAGCAGUCAAGAGCACAUAUUCAGCUGCUGUUAAGGUGCCUGAUGGCUUCACAGCAGUUAUGAGUGCUAAUAAAUCAGAGCACAGAAAAGCAGACAGCACUUACUUGUUCACUAUGGAUCAUCCCAUUCCUGCCUAUCUCGUAGCACUGGCAGUAGGGGACUUGCAGUCUGCUGACGUUGGACCCAGGACUCGUGUUUGGACAGAGCCGUGUUUACUGCAGGAAGCCAAGCAAGAGUUUGACAAUGUGAUCGAAGAGUUCCUGUGUGUGGGAGAAAAACUGUUUGGACCCUACGUUUGGGGAAGGUAUGACGUUCUGUUCAUGCCUCCAUCGUUUCCUUUUGGUGGGAUGGAGAACCCCUGUUUGACAUUUGUCACACCUUGUCUGUUGGCCGGGGAUCGCUCUCUGGCUGAUGUGAUUGUGCAUGAGAUCUGUCACAGCUGGUUUGGAAAUCUGGUCACCAACGCCACCUGGGGUGAAUUCUGGCUGAAUGAGGGCUUCACUAUGUACGCUCAACGCAGAAUUUGCAGGGAAUUGUACGGAGAGGCUUAUACAUGUCUGGAGGCAGCAACUGGUAAAGCCCUUCUGCGUCAACACAUGGACAACACAGGAGAGGAUCACCCUCUCAACAAACUACGUGUUAAGAUCGAACCAGGUGUUGAUCCUGAUGAUACGUAUAAUGAAACACCCUAUGAGAAAGGCUUCUGCUUUGUGUCCUACCUGGCCCAUGUCACAGGAGAUCAAGCCCGCUUUGAUGCAUUUCUCAAGGCGUAUGUCGAAAAGUUCAAGUACCAAAGUGUGAUGGCAGAAGAUGCUUUGGAGUUCUACCUGGAAUAUUUCCCAGAUCUUAAAGAGAAGAACGUCCACAAAACUGACGGUUUGGAUUUUGACAGCUGGCUCAAUGUGCCUGGUUGGCCUCCGUAUUUACCUGAUCUCUCUGCUGGCCAACAGCUGAUGAAACCAGCAGAGCAGUUAGCUGAAUUAUGGGUUAACCAGAACCUGGACUUGGAUGCCAUCAGCCAAAUCGAUAUCAAAUCAUGGAAGACCUACCAAACUCUUUACUUCUUGGACAAGAUCCUUGAGAAGUCACCUCUUCCAGAUGGUAACAUAAAGAAGCUGGAGGAGUUUUACUCGCACAUCACUGGGUCUAACAACGCUGAGCUGAAAUUACGCUGGGCACAGAUUGUUGCAAAGAACCUGCAUGAACCAGGAUACCAACAUAUUCGCAGUUUCCUCACUAGUCAGGGGAAGCAGAAAUACACAUUGCCUGUUUAUCGGGCUCUUUGGAAUGGAUCAGAGGAGACGAAGGCUUUGGCUGUGGAGAUAUUCUCAGCCACUUCAAAUCAGCUUCACAUCAAUGUUUGCAAUUAUGUAAAAAAGAUACUGGCUUUAGCCGAAUGAAUCUGUAAAGCAUUAGGGAAACAAGUGUAUGCAAUGGGCUCAUUUUGAAAAAGCUUUAACUUUUAAUUACUAUUAUAACUGAUUAAUUACGCUGUUCAGAACAACUUGUAAAUAUAUAUUUUUAAAUAAAAAGUAAGACUUUAAUUUCUAUUAUAAUUUUUUAUGUUUUAUAGAUUUCAAUACAUGAAUUUGUGGAAAAUUUUGUAUACCCUAAAAUCAGAUUGGAUACUAAAGGCCUGUCCACACCACAGGUUCGCUUUUUAAGUUUACAAGUUUAAGGUGCACGCCCUUCAAAUUACAGUGGAUUGUAAUUGGCGGUGAAUGUUUUAUCAUUAACAAAUAAAUAUGUGACUAUGCCUUUAAAAACUCAGCAAAAGUAAUUUCUUGUUAUUUACUGUUUUCAGCUCAUCCUACAUAUUUUUAAAGAACAUUCUGUGAACCUUAAUAUCUUUAAUAUUGACUGACUAAUGUCAUGUCAUUGAUUGUAAUUGGUAAAUGAAAUCAAACUCACAGAAAGUUUCGAAAAUUGUUCCUCUGUAGUUGUAAAUUAUUUGUAUUUAAUUUUUUUUAAUUUUAAUACUAUUUUAAAACUCUAAAGAGUUUAUGUGAAUUUGUAUGUUUCCUGUUGUUAAUAUUAGGGUAAAUAAAAAUGAAAAAAUUACAUAUCUGA
This is a messenger RNA of Misgurnus anguillicaudatus (oriental weatherfish), 2757 nucleotides long. The record is from RefSeq and is a predicted model, not a curated record. NCBI's taxonomy places the organism in Eukaryota, Metazoa, Chordata, Actinopteri, Cypriniformes, Cobitidae.